AUUCGGUGGUGGGUAUGGUGUUCCACUAUCGGCAGAAGUUUAUCAAAGAUUUUGAUUUUGCUGCGAACGCGAACGGAAGUAGUACAUCCACUGGGAAAAAGUCCCCUGCGCCUGUUGAGCAAGUUGUACCUCCUGUCCAUGACGGCGAGGAGGACUCGCUCCACUUCCUUUCCCUUUCUUCAAACCUAACGCCACUUCCGCUGCAGCCCGCGACCUGCUACUACCUUUUUUCGUGCGUAUUUCUCACGUUUGUGGGAGGGUAUGUGUUUCCAGUCGUGAUACUCAACUGGAGGAGUGGCAGGUCUGGGAAAAGAGCAGACACGAGCGGUGCUACAAGCAGCUCUACCGGGGGUGCGCCACAAAUAGUAAACCAGGCCAACUGCGCAAAGGGUUCGGGCCUACCGGAAGUGAAGAAUCUGCUGUCCUCCGGUACGAAGCGGACCUUUCAGGACCCGGUGUGGCAGAAUUUUCUCUCCUUCCGAACUUUACUGGCGAAGGUGACGGGUUUGAUCUGCGUGCUUGCCGCCGGUCUGCC
Amoebophrya sp. A120 is the source of this 535-nucleotide messenger RNA. The record is from the annotation of a GenBank genome assembly. Lineage: Eukaryota; Dinophyceae; Syndiniales; Amoebophryaceae.